GCCUCCGCUGCCUGCCCUCCGCCCGCGGGUGUCUGCGCGAGCCCGGCCGGCGGGGGAGAUGUGCUCGGGCUCCGCCGGAUCGGUUUCUCGGGGUUUGACCAGCUGUCCCGGGCUAACCCUGCUCCUCGCUGAAGAUGGAGGAAGUAAAAACAGGAUUACCCUUAGCUACAGAUCCACUGCCUUAGUUUCCACCACCAACUGCAGUGCACAAACACACGUUAGGCACAGGAAAGAAAGAAAGAGAGAGAGGGAGAGGACACACUAACAGUAAACACAAACAAAAGGGUGAUGGGAUUAUUUUACUGCAUGCACUGCUGAGCACUGCACUUUGACUAUGGAAGCAGAGGCUAUUGAUGGCUACUUAACAUGUGACAAUGAGCUUUCACCUGAAGGGGAGCACGCCAGUAUGGCCAUUGACCUCACCUCAAGCACACCCAAUGGACAGCACGCCUCGCCAAGUCACAUGACUAGCACAAAUUCCGUAAAGCUAGAAAUGCAGAGUGAUGAAGAGUGUGACAGGAAACCCCUGAGCCGCGAAGAUGAGAUCAGGGGCCAUGAUGAGGGGAGCAGCCUAGAAGAACCCCUAAUUGAGAGCAGCGACGUGGCUGACAACAGGAAAGUCCAGGAUCUCCAAGGCGAGGGAGGAAUCCGGCUUCCGAAUGGUAAACUGAAAUGUGACGUCUGUGGCAUGGUUUGCAUUGGGCCCAAUGUGCUUAUGGUACAUAAAAGGAGUCACACUGGUGAGCGCCCCUUCCACUGUAACCAGUGAGGAGCGUCUUUCACGCAGAAGGGCAACCUUCUGAGACACAUAAAGCUACACUCUGGAGAAAAGCCGUUCAAAUGCCCUUUCUGUAGCUAUGCUUGUAGAAGAAGGGACGCCCUCACAGGACACCUCAGGACCCACUCUGUGGGGAAGCCUCACAAGUGUAACUACUGUGGACGAAGCUACAAGCAGCGCAGCUCACUGGAGGAGCACAAGGAACGUUGCCACAACUAUCUGCAGAAUGUCGGCAUGGAGGCUGCUGGGCAGGUCAUGAGUCACCAUGUACCGCCCAUGGAAGAUUGUAAGGAACAAGAGCCUAUUAUGGACAACAAUAUUUCUCUGGUGCCUUUUGAGAGACCUGCUGUCAUAGAGAAGCUCACGGCAAAUAUGGGGAAGCGCAAAAGCUCCACUCCACAGAAGUUUGUGGGGGAAAAGCUGAUGCGGUUCAGCUACCCAGAUAUUCAUUUUGAUAUGAACUUAACGUAUGAGAAGGAGGCUGAGCUGAUGCAGUCUCACAUGAUGGACCAAGCCAUCAACAAUGCAAUCACCUACCUUGGAGCUGAGGCCCUUCACCCUCUGAUGCAGCAUGCACCAAGCACAAUCGCCGAGGUGGCCCCGGUUCUAAGCUCAGCUUAUUCUCAGGUCUAUCAUCCAAGCAGGAUAGAAAGACCCGUUAGCAGGGAGACGUCUGACAGUCACGAAAACAACAUGGAUGGCCCCAUCUCUCUCAUCAGACCAAAGAGUCGACCCCAGGAAAGAGAGGCCUCUCCCAGCAAUAGCUGCCUCGAUUCUACUGACUCAGAAAGCAGCCAUGAUGACCACCAGUCCUACCAAGGAAACCCUGCCUUAAACCCCAAGAGGAAGCAAAGCCCACCUUACAUGAAGGAGGAUGUCAAGGCCUUGGAUGCUACCAAGGCCACCAAGGGCUCUCUGAAGGACAUCUAUAAGGUUUUCAAUGGAGAAGGAGAACAGAUAAGGGCCUUCAAGUGUGAGCACUGCCGAGUCCUUUUCCUAGACCAUGUCAUGUACACCAUUCACAUGGGUUGCCAUGGCUACCGGGACCCACUGGAAUGCAACAUCUGUGGCUACAGAAGCCAGGACCGUUAUGAGUUUUCAUCACACAUUGUUCGAGGGGAGCACACAUUCCACUAGGCCUUUUCAUUCCAAAGGGGACCCCCAUGAAGAACUGCACCUGAAGAGAUACUGCACUUACAGCCCACCUUCCCUCUGAGGGUGACCUUCUUUCUCCUUAAAUACUGUCACUGUCCUUGAUUCUUAUUUUGUGGACAAAAUGUCAUUUGCUCUGCCUGAUUAUAGUAAGAAAGAAACCUGAGGAAAGGGAUGGGAUGCUCACUGGUAACCUGGCUUGUUUAUUUUGUGGGUGCGUCCAGAUUAAGGCCUGUCCUACUUUGGGAAAUCCUUUGGUUCAUAGAGAUUCACCUAAAAUAUUUUGGUUUGCCCUUGAUGUUCAGGAUCAUGAUGGAAGGUAGGGAAAUUGAGAGUUUUCUGGAUAGGACUCUGGCAAUUUGAAAUGCUCUAGGUAAUUUUACUCUCCAAGAUGUUUCUAAAUGUAAGCCCGUUUUAUUUUCUGUUCGAAGAGAUGAUGGAACACAAACACAUUGUUUUUUCCAAUAACUCCUAGGACGAGUUGAAUUGUUGUGGGUUCUGUGUUUACCUCCCCUACGGAAUUUAUAAUUCAGUAUGUAUUACACUGUAUCAUAUAGUAAAACUUUUAAACUACAGGUCGUUAGGGGCCACUGAGAUACACCUGAGGUCCUUUGAUCUUAUUUUUCUAAACUUGCGCACUGUUUUUCCAUAGUUUUGAUGACUGGCAUUUUAUAGACACCCUGGCAGCCUUACUUUAAACACCUGUAACAAAUAGUAUUUUUUUGUAGUUUUCAGAAUAACAUAUGGUCGGUCCGAGCGUGGGUAGGAGGCAGUCAGCAGUUUCCAGGAAGAUUUCUGUUUUUCUCAAUUUGGGAUUUUCUUUUAAAUUGUAAUGUGACAGCAGCCUAAUAUCCGUUUUUGUUUCUAAAGAUGUGUUACGACUGUCACUUUCUCCACAUCUCAUCAGUGUUAACUGGUCAGCAGAAAAGUGUAAUUAGGCUGACAAUAGGGGAAAUCCCACUCUGAGAACCCUCGCCUGGUAUUUUUCUUCAAGCUGUGACCACUCAGUGUUCCGUUAGUAGUCCGUUCCUCUCUGACUCUUGGAAUAGAAGGUCUUAAGAAGCCUGGCUCCUUCUUUCAAAAUCUUGGAGCAACUGCUAAUUGGACCUGAAUGUGGUCAUUUGAACACUGGAAGGUCAUUUAUGAGCUAGGGCUCUUUAUUCCACCAUUUCUUCAGUAAUAACAAUUACUGCCUUUGCUGUGGACAAAAGGGAACUUCUUUGUAACCCGAAUAUCACACCGCAGGUCAAACAAAAGAACAACAAAGUUUUCUUUUACCCUUCUUGGAGUUGAGAAUGUGACAGUCUUCAGGUGAAAGUCCUGCACUUUAAAAAACAAAUUAGAAAUCCAACUCUCUAAAUCCUUGUCAGAAAUUAAUCUCAAUCCCUUAGUAGAUUCUCUGUCUUCUCUUUAUUUGCACAAGGCCUAUCCUUCCAUACGUGUAGGUUUUAAGUUGAUCUCUGUGAGGGCCUGGCUUUUUCUCUGGAGUUCACUGGCAUUUGUGGGUGGGAUUGGAGCGCACUAUCCCAAGUCAUUUGGGGGAAUGCAUUUGGCAGACAUAACUCACUGCUUGUGUUUGAGGAAAACAGUCUGACUAUGACUGGAUUAUCUGAUAGUCAUUUAUGAACGGGGAAGGUCCGAUACACAGUAAUAAUUGCUCCGGCAGACCCUUGAAUAGGGUGCAGAAACCUUGCAACUGCGUUGCGCCUUGGGUAGUAUCGAGACUGGAGAACAAGGCACCAAUGAGCCGUGUUCUCAUCCGUUCUCUUGAGCCACCUUAGCUCUAACAUAGCUAGGCCUAGGUGGGAAGGUUCUGACUGAGCUCUUUAACUAGCCCUAUCUUGGUUAUUUCUGGAGAAAUGUCCAGAGGAUUCCUUUACAUGUAAGAGAACACACCCAAACAGAGAUGGAGCUAAUGCCGGAUGUUGGGUUUUUCAUCUUUUGUUGUCAUCCCUUGGUAACUUGUGAAAACACAGCUUACUCAGGGACAAAGGGUCUUCUCAAGACUCCCUUUCCCAUAAUUCUCACGAAUUAUGAUGGAAAUGACAUUUCUGUGGGAGGGAGGUAAAUAAUGAUAAGGCUCAUGAGUUUUUGUUUUUAUUGCAAUUUAACAAAGCUUUUGGAUGCCUGUCCAAGUGUUCAUAAUUUUGGCUGUGUGAAUUUCUGCUGGCAUCCUUUAUCAAUUUUCUUCAUUUUCUCUCCUCAUACCUACUGUAUUAAGAACCAUGCAUCUCCUUGCCCUAGGACUGAGCUGAAUUUAAGCGUACAUAAAGAUUUGUGGACCCCCCCCUAUGAAGAUGGCACUAACAUACUCUCUACCUUUCUAAUUUUAUCUUGUUGGAAAACCUGAUUUAUUCAAAGAAAUUAGCUAUGACAGGAUGUUUGCUAUGCAGAUACACUAGCAGUUUUUUUUAAAAGAUGCAUAACACAAGGUACAGGAAAAGGCAUAGAUGGCUGAGGCAUGACAGGGACAAAUGAGGAAAAGGUGAUCUCAUAACUGUAUGUCAUAGUGAAUUUUGUGGACAUAAUGCUGUCUGAGGGACUCUCAAUGACGUUUCCACCAAAGAGAACAGGUGACAUGGUAGCGCCUAAAAAUAAGUGAGGGGGUCAGAUACCAAAUACAUCAACUUUGCAGAGCAGUUACAAGCCCAGUUUAUUUAAGCAAGAUUUCACAAUUCAAAGAGUAUUUGAGGGGCGUGAAAGUGGGUUAUCAUCUGUGUUUUCCAGUUGGGCAGAAAUUUAUCAGAUGACUGUCCUAAUCUUGCCCAGAAUUUUUUUUUAUCACCAGUUCUUUCUGGAGAAGCAUGUUGCCCCUCUGCAAUAGUGAUGAAUGGCUGCUAUAGAGGCUCUCUAGAGCAGUGGCCAGCAUGGUGAGCCCCAGGGAGAGGCGGGAACACUGCCAUUCAAACAUUCCGUUGAGAAAUUUCUGAAGAGAACGGGGAAAUGAGGGUUGACCGUUGAGGUUUAGGAUGAAGUAACCUGGCUGGCUGGCAUACACACAGGUGACUGAAGGCACGACAUUUGCAGGCACAUGUGUAUCGCACAUUCUCGUAUUGAAGAGUCCUGAAAAGAGACGGUUAGCAUCUCCAGAUGUGUUAUGAAGCUUAGAGUUAGAAGUACAGCUGAUCCAUCAGCACUUAGGUCUGCUUUACCAGGUGGUAUUAAGAAAUCCCAAUGUUGUCCGUGUGUCUUUAGGGCUAGCGGCAACUUAGAUCCCAAGUCUCCAUUUUCUACAUCCAGGGGAAAAAAAGUGAAACAAUGAAAAGAUAUUAAGUUGACUGGUGGAAAUUUAAAGAACUAUGUAUUCUUUUUAUGAGAGGAAGAAAAUGCAGGAAAUGAUUUAGCAACUUGGUCUUGUAUUUGUGCUGAUUACCAUGACACAAUUCCACACUUCACAAGACCCCGACUUUUGGGUAGUCUAAAUUUUGACUUUGUAUUUUCCAAGUCUUACUUCAUCUUAUCUCCAAAAGGGUAAGUUAUAGUGGAAAGCUAAGCAGAGGAGGCUGUGCUGGACCAGGAAAGCUGCCUGCUCCUAGAUGCAGGACAGCGCUUGGACUAUCAAGGAUACCUGGCUACACAUUUUUCUUAGCCUUGAAUUAUUUGUUUAUUAUAAAAUUGUAGAUUUGUGGUCAUCGUCACUUAUAUUUCACAUGUUAUUUUUAACAAGUACUGCCUGUAUGUAUUCUACAGUUAAAACUCCCCAUAUUCAAAAGGGAAAAAAAGCAAGGGGUAAAUUUAAACUUUGUAUAUAUAAAAGUUAUUUUAUAAAUAUUUUAGUCUUCCAGUUUCUGCAAAAUAAUUAAAAUAUACAGUAACUGGUCUCUUAAAUCCUGAAUUUAAUGUAUUAAAUACUUAUAAAAUUUUAUAUUGGUGCCUUUUAAAAAUGCAUUGGGAGUGUUGGUAAGCUGUUUUAGCUCUACCACACUUUUACUGUGUAUUUUUUAAAAAAAAAAAUCACAUAAAAUUUAAGUACUCUCUAAUUUACCUUUGUGUUCUUAGCAAAAAAAAAAAAGAAGAAGAAGAACAAGAACAAGAAAAGAAAAGAAAAAAAGAAAAGAAAAAAGAGAAAACCCUGCUAAAAGAAUUUCCAUUUCCAAACUUUCAGUUGAGCUGGCAAAAGUGAGAGGAAACUUUGAAAUCAGAUUUUAAUCUUUUUAGUUUGAUAGUAUAUCUGAACACUAUUAUAUGAUAGAGGAAAAAUAGAAGGCAGAGUCACAAGUUAGCAGCGAAUUGAAUUGUUCUGUGUGUUUUUGCAUUAUUCUUGAGGUAGAAUAUGUUUUGCAUCACACAAGGUUUUCUCGUAGAAUUUGAGGUCAAUUACGACAGUAUUGUUUUGCAUCUUUUUUUACCCGACUAGUGUUGUUCUAGUCUUGGAUCCUCUAUCUUCUAGCCAGUGCUUGGUUUAUGAAAUAAUGUGGAAAUGCAGGUCCUCGUUUCUCCUUGAACAAAACACUCAGCAUUCAUGUGACAUAGCUGUUCUCCAAAGCACCAUCUCGGAUGUUAGGACAGGGCUGUCUGUCACUUGUGAGGGUGUCUUAAACUAUGAAAGCUUUCUGAAACUGAGCUGCUGGUUGUAUAACGUAGACAUCGUGUGACCAAGAAGCUGUACUAUGCUAGUGUUUCCUUGUGUCAUGGUGUACUCUUACUCCAAAUUAAUGACACCAUGAACAUUUUUAUAUUUAUUAUAGAGACCUAAAUUUUUGGAAUUUCCACAAAAGUUUUAUGUAACAUUCUAUUUCUAUUUUGUUUUCUCUUGCUGUACUGUGAGUUUGUGGAUAUUUUUUCAUAUGCACUUAGAGAUGAGUUUUAAAUUCUAUUUAUGGCGCCUUUCUCCCAUAAUACUCCAUUUGUAUAUGUUCUGACAUGUUUGUUAUAAAUUCAUCUUUAUCCCAUAUAGACUGUGGUACAUGAACAUCUAGUUUCCUAAGAUGACUUUUAUAUUAUGAAUUAAUAUGAAAAUUUAGAGGUCAUGUGCUAAAAGCCAUGUUAAGUACAGAGUAAACACUUCCUAUAGGUACAAAUAAGCCAGUUUGCAGUACAUCAGGCCUUCCGUUUACCUCAUGUAACACAUAGUAAGGAAAGCUUGGGCAGAUGGAGGUCACCAAAUCCCCUGCUAUGCAAAUGCUAGGAUGUCACUGAGUUUCAUUUACUGGAAGUGGAUUUUAAAAAGAAUACACUGUAACUAACGAGAAAAAGAAUCUAGGGGUUGCUGAUAUUUUUGUUGUUUUGUUCUUUUUAAAAAGUUGUUCAAAUUACAAAACUGUGAUCUAAAGAAAAGUUUGACUGUGGAGCACUUGAGAAUUUGUGCAUCAAUUGCGUGCCCUUUCGUAUGACAAAGAUAGGUUUUCACCUCUUCGGUUGUAAGUUCUCACAUCUUUGUCUCCACGGUUCACAGCUGUUCCUCCAUUGUCUCGGGUGUUUUUCCUGAUGAUCCUAAUAGAAGAGGAGGUCAACUCUGAGCUUCUGAUUCAUUAAGUCUUAAUUUUUUUCAGUAGUAUUUCUUAGCUGUAUAAUCUGCUGGUGUAUUUUUAUACUCAAGGGUAGUUGUAUAUUUUUUAAAGCGUGGUUGGGUUGAAACAGUAAGCUUUGUAGUCCUUCCUUUGAUUCAUCCUCAAGUAUGAGACACCCUGUGUGACUCCAGAGGUUCUGUAAUCAGUGUCUGUCUGAUUCCUUUCUGCUUGGUUGUUAAAUUGUUUGGCUUUCUUCUAAAAUACAAGUCAUAAAAGACUAGACACCCCCCCUCCCUACACUUAGAAUGGGAAUAAAAAUGUAAAGCAAAGGGUUAACUUUCUUCCAACUAGGUGGACAAGUGCUUUAACAGUUCUUUGGUAAUAUUCCAGGCUCGGAAGGGGUUCCCAAGCCCCGGGCUUGCGCAAGUAGUCCAGCCUUUUAAACCAGGUGUUAUUUGCAGUUUCAGAAGGCUUUGCUUCUUCUGUUUAGUUUAACAGAUAUUCGUUCUUUUCAUAAAAGUGCAAUAUCACUCGUGAAGUCUUAAAAACUAUGGUAAUUUUUCUUUGUCUGACAUUUCUUCUUUGGCAAAAAGAAACCGUUGGAAAUUCUAACAUGUCAAAGGACACAGCAAGCAAAGAUGAAAACCACUCCACUAUCAAAAGAUUUAAAAACGUAGAAACAAAUGACUUUCUGAGUUUCUGGAAGCUUCGUUUAGCCUAAAUAACCUUUGAAAUUAUGAGUGAGAAAUAUACGCUGAAACUGAAAUCCUAACAGACUGGAUUUUUUUUCUCCCAUUCUUGUAUAAUGCUCUUAAGUUAAAUAACUAGUAUUUAAUGUUUUUAUUUCUCUUCCUUUUGGAAAAUAAACAUCAAAGCACUUAGGUCAGGUUUAAAUACAUAUUACCUGUUGAAGAAAAAUUUUUAAAUAUUUGAAGCAGACCUGUUUUCGUGCAGAUUGAGGAAUAUCUUUUGUAUCAUCCAUAUUUAUAUGUAGCGUGCUCUUCUUUUUUCUUUUUUUUAAAUACCUGUGUUCCUGUAGUAAAACUGCUGUAAUGUAAAUACAUGUUUUGUUAAAAAGUAA
Messenger RNA from Alexandromys fortis (reed vole), 8461 nucleotides. RefSeq names its product IKAROS family zinc finger 2 (gene Ikzf2). Gene Ontology annotation, biological process: regulation of transcription by RNA polymerase II. The transcript has 8 exons. The record is from RefSeq and is a predicted model, not a curated record. Lineage: Eukaryota; Metazoa; Chordata; Mammalia; Rodentia; Cricetidae. Gene Ontology annotation, molecular function: RNA polymerase II cis-regulatory region sequence-specific DNA binding; DNA-binding transcription factor activity.